CCCCUUCACAACCACUGAAGCUUCUGGAGAGUAAAUUGAGAUUUUAGGGUUUCUGCAAAAACAGCAACAGCCGAACAACAUAACCGAGAAAGAUGAUUUACGACGUGUAUUCACCUCUCUUCAGAUCCUUCCUCAGCCAGAAAGGAGGAGCGGAUAAAAGGAGAAUGGAAGACCAGCCUAAACAGCAGAGACCAAAGGCCAACGAGAAUAAGCCUGUGAUGAAUGAGUAAUGAACAAGUAGUAACAAGUACAGAAGUAUGUGAUACACAUGAAGGAUGUAGUAAUUUUUUUUCCUUCUUUUUGGAUUCUACAAUAGCUAAAACAGUAUCUAUUUUGUGUCUGGAUUUUUAUGUUGGUGUUUUGUAAUAGACCCUCUCUGGAUUCAUGGCCUUAAAAGUGAAUGCUUGGUAAUGUAGUUCCAACUUUGGUCAUUAAGUACAGUCUGAGUGCUUGUGCUUCUUGAAUCCUUUAAUUUUCGUUGCGGUAUUAUUUCAGAGCAGCAUGUCUUAGAAGUUGUUCCACUUCUAUGAUGUUGAAGAAAAAAUAAUUAUGGCACAGAUGUUUCACUGGUUAACGCUAAA
Papaver somniferum (opium poppy) is the source of this 581-nucleotide messenger RNA. RefSeq names its product wound-induced basic protein-like. The record is from RefSeq and is a predicted model, not a curated record. The coding region runs from base 93 to 230 and encodes 45 amino acids. Lineage: Eukaryota; Viridiplantae; Streptophyta; Magnoliopsida; Ranunculales; Papaveraceae. The transcript has 2 exons.